Molecule: messenger RNA, 1148 nt
Organism: Selaginella moellendorffii
Lineage: Eukaryota; Viridiplantae; Streptophyta; Lycopodiopsida; Selaginellales; Selaginellaceae
Product: nitrile-specifier protein 5
Exons: 2
Coding region: 63-1091 (342 amino acids)
Biological process (GO): nitrile biosynthetic process
Cellular component (GO): cytosol; nucleus
Molecular function (GO): enzyme regulator activity; protein binding
Source: RefSeq, a predicted model, not a curated record
UUCUCUUCCGCAUUAUUUUAAGCAGGGGAGGGUUUACCUGGCGCUCGAGUAGUUUUGUGGCCAUGUCGUGCUUAGCCGUCUCGAGCGAAGAAAUCACACAGCAGGAGGGAGCGCCCAAGGCUCGCAGCUCUCACGCGGUGGCUGUGGUGGGAUCCAAGGCCUAUGUGUUUGGCGGCGAGUUUGAGCCUCGCGUUCCCAUCGAUAACAAGGUCCAUGUCUUUGAUCUUCGCCAGAGGAGCUGGGCGGUGGCGGAGUUGCGAGGAGAAAUCCCCAGCGCCAGAGUUGGCGUCGCAAUGGCCGCCGCUGGCAACACCAUCUUCGUGUUUGGAGGUCGGGACGAGCAGCACCAGGAACUUAACGAGUUCUUCUCGUUUGAUACCGUGACCGGGGAGUGGAGGCUCUUGUCAGCCGAAGAGACGAGUCCUCCUCACAGGUUUGCAUAUCUUUUCUUUUCUCGAUUCAAGUUUUCACCACUUCUCGCUCGAUUGCCUGCCAGGAGCUAUCACACUUUAGCGGCGGACAAACAAGGCAAAAACAUCUAUACCUUUGGAGGUUGCGGAAAAGCUGGCCGUUUGAACGAUCUAUGGGUGUUUAACAUCGAGUCGAGCACCUGGAAGAAACUCCCGGAGUCGUCGACCCUGACACCGAGAGGAGGUCCUGGCUUGGCAGUCGUCAAUGGAGCUGUGUGGGUCAUCUUCGGCUUCUGCGGGGACGAGCUAACAGACGUCCAUCGUUUCGACAUCGCGAGCCAGACCUGGGAAGAAGUUCAGGUUUCUUGCUCUUCUUUGCAGAAGCCGAUCGGCCGGAGCGUCUUUGGAACUUCGUGCGUUGGAAACAAGAUCUUCCUCUACGGUGGCGAAGUGGAUCCGAGUGACUUGGGACACCUUGGAGCUGGAGCGUUCACCGACGAGCUGCUAGUACUUGACACGGAGAAGCUGGCGUGGGAGAAGCCGAGACUGGAAGGGAAGCAUCCUGGAGCCAGAGGAUGGUAUGCUGCGGCUGGAUUCGAGAAUUCGAUGCUUGUUUACGGAGGGAACUCGGCAACGAACGAUCGGCUGGAUGACAUGUUUCUUCUUUCCGUCCGAGCGUGAUAGUUCUGGUUUGUUGGUUGUGAAUAAUGAAGUUUCGUUUGCUGUUGCUUUGCUUGA